This is a messenger RNA of Daphnia carinata, 509 nucleotides long. RefSeq names its product calcyphosin-like protein. Gene Ontology annotation, molecular function: calcium ion binding. The record is from RefSeq and is a predicted model, not a curated record. The coding region runs from base 5 to 478 and encodes 157 amino acids. Lineage: Eukaryota; Metazoa; Arthropoda; Branchiopoda; Diplostraca; Daphniidae. The transcript has 5 exons.
CGUGAUGGAUGACAAUGGAAACCGUUCUCUGUGCUUCGAUGAAUUUUGCAAGGGAAUCGAAGAAAGCGGCGUCAAGACCGAGGACGGUUGUCGCGCUCUUUUUGACGCUUUCGACAAGGACCGCUCCGGUUCUGUUUGCAUCAACGAAUUUCUUAAAGCCAUUCGGCCUCCCAUGUCGGAUGGACGCAAAAGGGUUAUCGCCGAUGCGUUCAAAAACUUAGAUCGAACUGGCGAUGGUGUGGUCACUCUGGAAGAUUUAAACGGCGUCUAUAAUGUCAAACACAAUCCCAGAUAUUUGAGUGGGGAGGAAACAGAAGAGCAAAUUCUCAAGAAGUUCCUGGCUAACUUUGAGUCAAACGGUUCUAUUGAUGGAAUGGUAACAUAUGAUGACUUCCUAGAUUAUUACGCUGGAGUCAGUUCGUUAAUCGAUCAUGAUGCAUAUUUUGAUUUGAUGAUGAGGCAGGCAUGGAAAAUGUAAUGUUUUUAUUCUCGCACCUUAUCGAAGAAUC